CUGAAACUGAUUGUGAUACAUGAUCGUGUCUCUUGCCGAAAUCUGUGUUUCUCCUCCCAUGGAUUUAUAGUGGUUCCGUCUGCCAGCACCUCAGGUCUCACAAACAACAUGUCCACACCCGAUCUCUCUGUUCAGUCGCUGUUCAAUGUGAAGGGCAAGAUCGCUCUCGUCACAGGUGGCGGUACUGGUAUCGGAAAGACUAUUGCCUCAGCACUCGUACAGAAUGGUGCAAAGGUCUAUAUUGCUGCUAGGAAGGAAUCCCAGUUGAAGGAGACAGUGGCUGAGCUUAAUGCCAAAGGCCCUGGAUCUGCAGACUACAUCGUAGUGAACCUCGGCUCGAAAGCUGGCACAGACGCUCUGAUAUCCGCUCUGGAGGCCCGAGAGCCUGCGAAGAAAUUACACAUCCUUGUGAAUAAUUCAGGUGUUUCGUGGGGGUCGUCCUUCAAGAGCGUUCCAGAGGACAGGGGGUGGGACCAUGUCAUGGCCGUGAACGUCAAGAGCUUGUUCUACUUGACGUCCGGGCUAUCAACCUGGCUUGCAAAGGAUGCGAGUGCACUCGAUCCCGGCCGCGUGAUUAAUAUUUCAUCAACUGCAAGUGUUUCACCUCACGUGGAAAGCCUGGUUAGCGCAGAUGGGAAUGGGACAUGGAGUUACAGUGUCAGUAAGGCCGCAGUGAAUCACCUGACAUCAAUCCUGGCUGUCAAGUUGGGAUCACAGAAGAUCACUGUUAACGCGAUCUGCCCUGGGAUGUUCCCCACAAAGAUGACAGCCUUCGGAUUUAAGAACGCAGGUGAGGAAAAGAUCGCAUCCCAACACCCCAUGGGUCGUGUUGGCCGCCCUUCGGACCUCGCUGGUCUCGCACUUUUCCUUGCGUCUCCUGCGAGUGCGCAUGUCACAGGCGCACAUAUCCUUCUGGACGGUGGUUCAACAUUGUCAAAUCAAGGGAUUGCACCGAGGGUUAAACUAUGAUUUAUCACUGCAUAGGACGCUUCAUUUGUAUAAUUCUCGAUUGUGCAUUCUGCGCCCGAAUCUCGUAUUUAACAUUAUUGCUACAGCCGCAGUACAAAUCCAGUUGUCCAUGAAGUCCUUGUUGUCCAUGACCAAACCAAGCGGAACAGCCAGAACGGGGUAUGAU
This is a messenger RNA of Suillus subalutaceus, 1135 nucleotides long. RefSeq names its product NAD(P)-binding protein. The record is from RefSeq and is a predicted model, not a curated record. The transcript has 12 exons. The coding region runs from base 109 to 969 and encodes 286 amino acids. Lineage: Eukaryota; Fungi; Basidiomycota; Agaricomycetes; Boletales; Suillaceae.